Molecule: messenger RNA, 798 nt
Organism: Eruca vesicaria subsp. sativa (arugula)
Lineage: Eukaryota; Viridiplantae; Streptophyta; Magnoliopsida; Brassicales; Brassicaceae
Source: the annotation of a GenBank genome assembly
CGCAAAUGGACUUAGAAGGUUUGAGAGAGUUACAAGACUGCGCAAACUACCUCCUCGAUCACUGUCCAGAAGCAAGAGAGUCUCUGUGUCAACAAGGGAAAGAGAAAUGGAUCGAGCAAGUCUCUGAAGCUUCAGUAACAAUGCUAGACGUCUGCAACGUGUCGAAAGAUGUCAUGACACUCGUGAGACAUAGCCUGAAAGAGCUUCAACUGACUCUACGCUGCAACGAAUCAAACAUGCACGUGAAGAUCGCAGCGUAUAACAGGCACAGGAACAAGCUCAAGAAGGAGACACUCAAGUGCUUGAACACUCUAAAGAGUAUUCAAGGAGGAGGAAGAGGGACGAUGGUGAUGCAGAUGAUUGAGCAGAACCUUCUGUUCGUUGCAGAGGUUUUGAAAGAAGUGAGGAGAGCUAUUGUGAGUAUGGUUGAGUCUCUGUUCUCGCUUGUGUGCAUUCCUUGGCUCGAGAGAAAACAGAGGAGAAGGUCAAUAAUGUCUUCAAUGUUUACGAUGCGGUUUUGCUGUUGGGAUGAUGUGUGGGAUGAAGUAGCGGUGCAGAGUGCGAGUACAAGGUUGGAGGCUGCACAGAUCGCUGUUGAGGAGCUUGAGAUUGAAUUGGGGUGUAUUUUCCGGCGACUGAUACAGACCAGAGUUUCACUUCUUAAUAUUAUUACAGCUAAGAUGUCUCCUGUUUGAUUCCACUUGGCAAACAAAAACUAUAAAUGCCUGUAAAAAUUAGAAUAAUUAGAAAUACAUAGACAUUUUCAUCUUAUAAAGUUGUGAACAUAAAUCAAUUCAG